This is a messenger RNA of Helianthus annuus (common sunflower), 1187 nucleotides long. RefSeq names its product probable pinoresinol-lariciresinol reductase 3. The record is from RefSeq and is a predicted model, not a curated record. The transcript is spliced from 5 exons. NCBI's taxonomy places the organism in Eukaryota, Viridiplantae, Streptophyta, Magnoliopsida, Asterales, Asteraceae. Gene Ontology annotation, molecular function: oxidoreductase activity. The coding region runs from base 100 to 1047 and encodes 315 amino acids.
GUACGGUAGAUAUUUAUGGAUUAGUUUAUCAAUCCCAACAAACGAACCUGAGGUCCGCCGUUAGACGGUGGUCAGAAUAACCAUCAACUUCCGGUAGAAAUGGAAGAAUCAAAGGAGGCAAACAAUAAAAAAUCUAGCAUAUUGAUAAUCGGAGUAACCGGUAGAUUGGGUUUUGAACUCGCCAAAGCUAGUCUUGAAGCAUCUCAUCCUACAUUUUGUCUCGUCAGACCCUCCACUUUCUCCGACGCCGUCAAGUCCCGGAAGCUUCAAAUCCUCACCGAUUCCGGCGCAAUUGUUCUCCAGGGAUCAUUGCAUGAUGAAGGGAGUCUUGUUGAGGCAAUCAAGCAAGUGAAAGUUGUGAUAUGCGCAGUAAAUUCAAAACAAGUCCUUGAUCAGAAACCUCUCAUUUCCGCCAUUAAGAAAACUGGAUGCAUUCAGCGAUUUAUUCCAUCAGAAUUUGGAUUGGAUCCCGAUAAAACUCAUAUAUCCGAAAUGGAUCAAGGCUUUUAUUCAAGGAAAUCUGAAAUUCGACGACUUGUAGAAGCUGAAGGCAUUCCUCACACAUACAUUUCUUGCAACUUUUUCAUGAGUUACUUGAUUCCGUCUCUAGUUCAACCCGGCCUCAAGUCCCCUCCAAGGGAUAAAGUCACCAUAUUCGGAGAUGGAAACGUCAAAGGUGUUUUUGUGAAGGAAAGAGACGUUGCUGCAUUCACGAUUAGUACAGUGGAUGACCCGCGCACUCUAAAUAAGGUUUUAUAUCUGAGACCACCAGGAAACGUAUACUCCAUGAACGAAUUAGUUGAGAUAUGGGAACACAAGAUCAGGAAACAGCUUGAGAAGAUUUAUGUUUCUGAAGAAGAUCUUUUCAACAAGAUCAAAGAAACACCCUAUCCGGACAACAUGGAAAUGGUUUUCAUAUACGCGGCGUUUGUGAAAGGGUUUCAGACAUGUUUUGAGGUGGAGGCAGCUGGUGGCGUUGAAGGGUCAGCGUUGUAUCCUCACUUGAAGUAUACCACCAUAAGCAGCUAUUUAGACACCCUGCUAUGAUUGUGUUAGUUUCAAGUAUCACUUAGGUGGAUUUUUAAUGCAAAAUAUAACAAUGGGUUGUGAGUUUGAAUGUCAGAAUUACCGAACUCACCCUUUGUUUUGUUUUAUCAUGAACAUAAUAUGUUAAUUAUUAGCGUUAA